GACUUACUUUUGGUGAUUUGAGUCUGUCCAAUGUCCACGUGCUGAUUGAUUAGUGACCAACCUUGAUAACUGCAACAGUAACAACAACAACAGUUAUAACAACAACAACUGCAACAACUACUAAGUAAUCACAAACAACUACCUACAACGACCUACUAACCUCCAGGAACCAUGGCCACAGCAGGGCAAGUGGCGGAUAUCGGGUUGAUUGGCCUGGCUGUGAUGGGGCAGAACCUCGUCCUCAACAUGAACGAUCAUGGAUUCAUUGUGUGUGUGUACAACAGAACGGUGCAGAAGGUGGAUGAGUUUCUGGCCAAUGAGGCGAGGGGCACGAAGAUUGUCGGGGCUCACAGCUUGGAAGAGUUUGUCUCGAAGUUGAAGUUGCCAAAACGAGUGAUGUUGCUGGUGAAAGCGGGCAAGCCUGUUGACGAGUUCAUUGAUAAAUUGGUGCCCUUGCUGGGUCCUGGUGACAUCAUCAUUGAUGGGGGCAACUCAGAGUAUACAGAUACCGAUAGGAGGACCAAGUCUUUGUCAGAAAGGGGUAUUUUGUACGUGGGGUCAGGGGUCAGUGGGGGAGAGGAGGGGGCCAGGUUUGGACCAUCACUCAUGCCUGGAGGGAACCAGCAAGCUUGGCCACACAUCAAGGAUAUCUUCCAAAAUGUCGCGGCAAAGGUCGACCAGCAACCCUGCUGUGAUUGGGUUGGAUCAGGCGGUGCGGGACAUUUUGUGAAAAUGGUCCACAAUGGCAUUGAGUAUGGUGACAUGCAGCUGAUCUGUGAGGCCUAUCAUCUAUUGAAGGCAGAGCUAAAACUGACCAAUGAAGAACUAGCCCAGGUAUUUGAGGAUUGGAACAAUUCCGAACUGGAAUCCUUCCUCAUUGAGAUAACCAGGGACAUCUUGAGGUACAAGAAUGAGGAAGGUGUCUAUGUACUGGACAGUAUCAAUGAUCAGGCUGGCCAGAAAGGUACAGGAAAAUGGACAGUUAUCUCUUCACUCGAAUAUGGCAUACCUCUCACAUUGAUUAGUGAGGCGGUCUUCGCACGAGCCUUGUCAGCCCUCAAGAAGGAGAGGAUGGUGGCGGAGAAACAUUUUGGGGGUCCAAUGGACGAGGGGGUGAGUAAAGGAGUGCAGGUUGAUAAGAAGGAGUUCAUUGGACAUGUCAAGAAGGCCUUGUACGCUUCGAAGAUCAUCUCCUACGCUCAGGGCUUCAUGCUCAUGAGGCAGGUGAGUGAAUCGCUACAGUGGGACUUGAACUACGGAGGGAUUGCCCUGAUGUGGAGGGGUGGAUGCAUCAUUAGGAGCAAGUUCUUGGGCGAGAUUAAGAGAGCUUACGACAUGAAUCCACAUUUGAUGAACCUCCUAGUGGAUGACUUCUUCAAGAAUGCCGUCCUCGAUUGUCAGCAUUCUUGGCGCCAAGUCGUGUCACGUGCUUGCCUAAGCGGCAUCCCAGUUCCUGCUUUCUCGUCUGCUCUCUCGUUCUACGAUGGAUACAGGAGCGGCUGGCUGCCUGCCAAUCUACUGCAGGGAUUAAGAGAUUACUUCGGGGCACACACCUACUCGACAUUAGAGCAGCCCGAUAAGUUCGUGCACACAAACUGGACGGGUCAUGGAGGCAGGGUUACAUCGACCACCUACAAUUCUUGAUUCAUAUGCGUACAUAUGUGUGUAUAUAUGUAUAUAUAAGUUUUUAUAAUACACAUGCAUACAUUCAUGCAUACAUACAUACAUACAUAGAUAGAUAUAUACGUUCGUACAUAGAUAGAUACAUACAUUGAUACAUACAUAGAUACAUACAUACAUACAUACCUAAGUACACGCAUACAUACAUACAAACGAACAAACAUAUAUACAUGCAUACAUUUAUAACAUAUAUGUACUGUACACUUAUACAACGAUACGUGCAUACACUAUAUACAAAUACAAAAUACAUCAUUGUUUUUAUUACAGUUGGAUUGAUGCUUGUUGUUAUUGAUUAAUUUAUUUCAUUGUUAAAGCUUAAAGCUUCAUUUUUAUUCGCAAAUUAGGGUUUUCAAAGUUGAAAUUAAUUUUUUAAUUAAACUUUUAUUUUGGAUUUUAGUUUAAUGACUUAUAAAUUAAAUUCUCGACGUUAUUAACGUUAUUCAUCCAUUCAUGUGUGCAUGGUGUAGCAUUUUUUGAAAUUUUUAAUAUUGCAUGUGUUUUACCAGAUGAAUAAAAUUUCCCAGUUUGAUGUGUAAA
Molecule: messenger RNA, 2217 nt
Organism: Helobdella robusta
Lineage: Eukaryota; Metazoa; Annelida; Clitellata; Rhynchobdellida; Glossiphoniidae
Exons: 17
Coding region: 172-1644 (490 amino acids)
Biological process (GO): pentose-phosphate shunt, oxidative branch; pentose-phosphate shunt
Cellular component (GO): cytosol
Molecular function (GO): NADP binding; phosphogluconate dehydrogenase (decarboxylating) activity
Source: RefSeq, a predicted model, not a curated record